Messenger RNA from Thamnophis elegans (Western terrestrial garter snake), 2311 nucleotides. RefSeq names its product tektin 4 (gene TEKT4). Gene Ontology annotation, biological process: cilium movement involved in cell motility; cilium assembly. The record is from RefSeq and is a predicted model, not a curated record. The coding region runs from base 884 to 2227 and encodes 447 amino acids. Gene Ontology annotation, cellular component: nucleus; sperm flagellum; microtubule cytoskeleton. The transcript is spliced from 6 exons. NCBI's taxonomy places the organism in Eukaryota, Metazoa, Chordata, Lepidosauria, Squamata, Natricidae.
ACGCAUUCUGAAAUUCUCCAGUUCCUGUGUCUCUUAUUCUGCUCUGCCCUGGGGCUGCUCCUCCCAUGACCCCCACUUCCUUCUUUCCAACCACAGCAAAAUCCGGUGUGUUAUGAACCGAGACUUUGGACCAGUUUGAAUUUGGAAAUCCUUCAGUAUUUUACCUUGCUCAUUUUCUCUUUUUCCCCCCAAGUAUAUUAUUAUGUUCCCACGCAUUUUUCAUCACGGCCACACGAUAAUUUUUGCAGAUGUUCCGAGGUGGAUGGCUGUGGGAUGUUUAUCAUCAGUAUUUUGCAAUCACCUUGUAGGAUCUACUGUUUCUUCUGCUUUUUUUUUUUUUGCACAAGCCGAACUUUGAAUCAUCUGAUGUUUUUUUUCUCCCCCAGCAAUAGUAAUUACUUUAAAUACAUUCCCUUUAAAUGGCAGUGUGGAUGAAGGAUGCCCCUGUUCUCCUCCUUCAGUUUUUCAGUACAACCAGGUCAAUGUCUACACUUACUUUAUCACGGUGCAAUUAUUUUUAUCAUCAUGACAAAGCACAGCUCCCUUGUCCUAGUGCCCCAGUUUCUUGCCACACCCCCUGGGGCCGUGUGUGUGUGUGUGUGUAUACAUGCUCCCAGCUCUUUGUCCCUUCCACCUCCCUGGUGAUGUGACUUCCCCCUGCGGUUCAUUGGCUGUCAGGCAUCGCCCAGGCAACGGGAGGACACCAAACCGAAGAGGCUGGUCCGUUUCCUUACAGCAGAGAUAAGCUUGCUCAUUGGCUAGGAGCGUUGCCUAUAACAACGGGAAGACGCUGAUCAGAGCUGCUUUGGUGGCAGGCAAGCAUCUUCGAGGCCUCAGAGGGAGCCGGGGGAUUUCCUGGCCUGGCCAAGCUGCCACAGGAGCCAUGUCUCAGCCUGCCGUGCUUCUCACCCAGGAGCCUGCUCCGCAGAGCAUCCCUGUGUCUGAGCUGCCCAUGAAGGUUUACGAGCCGGCUCUGAACACCGGUCCUGACUCCUCCAGCGGUUUGGCUACGGCCGGCUUCCGCACCGCCAAGUUCCUGCCCGAAGAAUGGCACCAGAACAACUACAUCCGAUACCACGAGGCCUUUGCCGACCGCGACCACUCCGAGCGCUGCCGCCACGAGUCCCAGAACCUGGCCAAUUACACGGCCGAGUUGGCCCAGCGCACCCAGGAGGACUCCACGGCUAAGGUGGGCCAGAGGCUCCAGGACAUCCACUUCUGGAAGUCAGAACUCCAGAGGGAGAUUGAGGACCUGGUGGCUGAGACUGACCAGCUGGCGGCCCAGAAGCUGCGGCUGGAGCGAGCCAUUGAUGCCACGGAGAUCCCCUACAGCAUCGCCACGGACAACCUGCAGUGCCGGGAGCGCCGGCAGCAUCCUGACCUGGUGAGGGACCAGGUGGAGGUAGAGCUGCUGAAGGAGACCGAGCUCAUCCGAAAUAUCCAAGAGCUCCUGAAAAGAACAGUGAAGCAAGCCAUUAACCAGAUGCAGUUAAAUCGGGACCACAAGCAGGUCUGCGAGAUGGAUUGGUCAGACAAAGUGGAAACCUACAACAUCGAUGAGAAAUGUGGGCGGUACACCAACCAGAGCACCAACAUUCAAUUCCACCCCAGCUCCUCCAAGUUUGAGGACAGUGCUUCCACCCCAGAGACAUGGGCCAAGCACAGCCAUGACAACAUCUACAGGGCAGAGCGAGAAAGGCUGGCUUCCGUCAACCUCCGUGCCCUGGUUGACAAUAUCCUCCAUGACACAGCCGAGGAUCUGCGCAUGCAGUUUGACAUAGUGAACCAGGCCUUUGCCAAGCGCUGUGAGGAACUGGAGGAUGCCAAGCACAAGAUGGAGCACAGUUUACGAAAAACCCUCCAAGAGAUUGGGCACCAAGAGCAUAACAUUGAAGCACUGAAGCAGGCAAUUAAGGAUAAAGAAACACCCCUCAAAGUAGCUCAGACAAGGCUGUAUGAUCGCUCCUUUAGGCCCAACGUGGAUCUCUGCAGAGACACUGCCCAGUUCAGGCUCAUCAGCGAAGUGGAAGAACUGACGGAAUCCAUUGACUCUCUCAAAAAGAAGCUUCUGGAAGCUGAGCAAAGCCUCCGGAAUCUGGAGGACAGCCGGAUGAACCUGGAGAAGGAGAUUGCCGUGAAAACCAACAGCCUUUUUAUCGACCGGCAGAAAUGCAUGACCCAUCGUACCAAAUACCCAACUAUCCUGAAACUGGCAGGCUAUCAGUAGGAUGUCACUGGAAGCGAAGGAAGCAAUCAGUUUGGGUCCCUGAAAGCUCUACCUUCCUAAAAAUGUUUGUGGUUGAUGGUGCCA